Molecule: messenger RNA, 5025 nt
Organism: Tremella mesenterica DSM 1558
Lineage: Eukaryota; Fungi; Basidiomycota; Tremellomycetes; Tremellales; Tremellaceae
Exons: 23
Coding region: 1-4923 (1640 amino acids)
Molecular function (GO): ATP binding; nucleic acid binding; ATP hydrolysis activity
Source: RefSeq, a predicted model, not a curated record
AUGGCAAAGUUCUUGGACCGUCGGGCUAUGUCACCCCCGAUGACUUACCUGGGACGUCUACAACUCUGCUUGAGCGACUGCAAAGUGACCAGCACAUACAACGCUUUGGUAGCUCUCUUAUCGUCAAAACAAUCAGAUGAGGAUAUCCAAUCUGAGCUCGUGGAGAUUUUGGGUUUUGAAGGGGACGGGUUAUCCCUAGUGGAGGAAAUACUGAAACCUGGUGUUCGUGAAAGUUUGAAAGACAAAACUAAUGGCCGAUCUGGACCGACGUAUAAUCCAACGACAAGGAUGACCCUCAGUGCACAACCCAGAGGGAAAAAAGAAAAGAAGAAACAUGUGGACAUAUCUGAUAUUGUUGGAUCUGCGGCAGAUAUCGAGAGGAGGUUACAGGAACAAUUAGAGAAACCUAAACCUAUGUUCUCUGAUGGACCUGCUCGUGUAGUGGAAAAAGAGAAAUUACCUCACGUUUACGCUUCUACCACUACGGCGGGAGUUCAAAUCUCUAUGGGGGGACAAUUUUCAUUACCUGCAGGUACCACAAGAGAGCUCAAUGAUACAUAUGAAGAAGUUGUGGUACCUCCGAACAAACCCAUACCUCCCAGAGGAUCCGAGAGACCAGUCCGGAUUAACGAACUUCCCCCUUUGGCCAAAGGUUGUUUCCCGAGUUAUGUAUCACUGAAUAGAAUGCAGAGCAUAAUACAACCUACAGCUAUGAAUACCAAUGAAAAUUUGCUCAUUUGCGCUCCGACCGGUGCCGGUAAAACUGAUAUCGCCAUCAUGUCUAUCAUCCGUGUACUACAAUCACACCUACUUGAAACUCCUCAAGGGCGCCCUCACCCAUCCGGCUUCAAUCUGGAUUUGUCUGUAUUCAAGAUCAUCUACGUCGCCCCGAUGAAGGCUCUCGCUUCUGAAAUAACACGGAAAUUUGGCAAACGACUAGCAUGGUUAGGUGUGAAAGUUCGCGAGUUGACUGGAGAUAUGCAAAUGACGAGACAAGAGAUAGCGGAGACUCAGGUCAUAGUGACUACUCCAGAGAAAUGGGAUGUGGUCACGCGGAAACCGACAGGAGAGGGUGAACUGGCAAGUCGAGUGAAGCUUCUCAUCAUUGAUGAAGUCCACCUCUUGAAUGAAGAACGAGGUGCGGUCAUAGAGAGUAUCGUAGCUCGGACACUCCGACAAGUCGAAUCAAGCCAGUCGGUCAUACGUAUUGUCGGUCUCAGUGCGACUUUGCCCAACUAUAUUGAUGUUGGUGACUUUCUCAGGGUUAAUCGUUAUACUGGUCUUUUCUUCUUUGACGCUUCUUUUCGUCCUGUGCCCCUUGAGCAGCACUUCAUUGGCGUGACCGGAAAACCUAGAUCUCUGCAGUCAAUCAAGAACACCGAUCAGGUGGUGUUUGAUAAGGUCUCACAACUUGUGGAACACGGUCAUCAAGUCAUGGUCUUCGUUCAUGCUCGUAAAGAGACGGUUAAAGCAGCCGAAUCUUUACGCGAGAUGUCGAAAGAAGAAGCCAUGGUGUCAUUCUUUGAAUGCAUAGAUCAUCCGAAAUUUGAAUUCUACCGUCGAGAGAUCGCGACAUCGCGAAAUAAGGAGAUGAAAGAUCUCUUCAAUGCCGGCUUCGGUAUACAUCAUGCAGGAAUGUUGAGAUCGGAUAGGAAUAUGAUGGAACGUAUGUUCGAAGAUGGUGCUAUCAAGGUCCUUUGCUGUACAUCGACACUUGCUUGGGGAGUCAACUUACCGGCUCAUGCCGUCGUCAUCAAAGGCACUCAGGUAUACGAUAGUAGUAAAGGUUCGUUUGUCGAUCUCAGCGUGUUAGACGUUCUCCAGAUAUUCGGUCGAGCAGGUAGACCUGGGUAUGAGACAUCUGGGGUGGGGUAUAUCUGUACUACUCAGGACAAGCUGGAUCAUUAUCUUCGUAAUAUCAUGUCUCAGCUGCCUAUCGAGUCCAAAUUCAUCGGUGGUAUGGUGGAUUCACUCAAUGCGGAGAUAUCCCUUGGGACGAUCGCAAACGUGCAAGAAGCCAUUCAAUGGCUAGGCUACACCUAUCUUUUCGUUCGUAUGAAACGCGAGCCUUUCGUGUAUGGUAUGCCCCAUGAUGAAGGCAAAGAUGAUCCGCAACUGGGAAACAAGCGGAACGAGUUGAUCAUCCAAGCUGCUCGAAGAUUGUCCGAGGCACGGAUGAUCCGGUUUGAUGAAAUGGCUGGUGCUUUGGCUAUUACGGAUCUUGGUAGGAUAGCUGCCAAAUACUAUCUGAAGCAUUCCACGGUUGAAGUAUUCAAUGGUUUGUUCAAGCCUGAGAUGAAGAAUGCCGAUUUGUUUGACAUGCUGUGUCAAGCUACUGAAUUCGAUCAAAUACAAGUGCGAGAAAGUGAGCAAGAGGAGCUACAGGCAAUCGUGGAAAGUGCACAUCGAGUUUUGGAGGUUCGUGGUGGUCCUAGUGAUCGACAUGGAAAAGUUAACAUCCUACUACAAGCUCAUAUUUCACGAGUCUAUCUUGAAGACUUUGCCCUUGUCUCAGAUAGUGCAUACAUUGCUCAAAACGCCGCCCGUAUUAUCAGAGCCCUGAUCGAGUGGGCUUUCAGUCGUGAUUGGGCAAACAACGUUCACCACCUUAUAAACCUCAGCAAAUCUAUCGAAAAGCGUUCAUGGCCAUUCGCUCUCGUUCUCAAUCAAUUUCAACUGAAAGAUGAGACGUUGUAUCAUAUCAUCCAGUACGCCGAAGAUGUUCCCGUGGAAGAUCUCCGUUCCAUGUCUGCUAGAGAGAUUGGAGAUAUGAUCAAGUUGAACGAAGCCAACGGUCGAGCUGUCCUCGAUGCUGCUUGGGCUUUACCAACGGUUGAGACUUCUUACUCUCUUCGUCCUUUGGCACAUGAUUUACUGAAGAUACAAGUCAUCGUCCGACCUAACUUCAGAUGGAACGCUCGAUUAUCCGCUACUGCGGAACCGUUUUACGUAUGGAUCGAAGAUUCAACUGGACUUGAAAUGCUUCAAUGGCGCAGUAUCAAACUUCGACCUUCGACCACCUCAUUAGAGUUGGAAUUUAUCAUUCCAUUCACCGACGAUCUACCCGAAAGCAUAACUAUCGUGUCUACUUCAGACCGAUGGUUUGGUUCCGAUAGUCAAGUGGUUGUACCGCUUAUCGAUCUUGUCAUGCCCACCCCGGUCGAUGAACCCACCCCUGUUUUGGAUGUACCGUUCUUGCAAAUAUCAUGUUUGGAUGAUUACAACCUCGAACAUGCUUAUAGGUCGUAUAUGACGACCUUGACGAGUAUUCAAACACAGGCAUUUUGGAGUUUUUAUCAUACACAGAAGAAUGUGUUUUUAUCGGCACCAGUAGGCAGCGGGAAGUCAUUUUUGGGAGAAGUGGCGAUAUGGCAUGCUUUUAGACAUAAUCGCGAUGCUGUGGUACUCCUGAUUCUCCCUCAAAAGGAGGCGGUAAAGGAAGUGACAGCCAGACUUCGUAGACUUUGUCCCCGAGCCAAAGAUAUACAGGUAAACACGAUUCUUGGUCCUCAUGACGUCGACUCUUUCUCAACUUCCGAGCGCACGAUUGCUAUUGCUACACCUUCGGCACUCCUGGCGGCGGAACCGAAAGUGUUACAAAAGUCUCUCAUGAAAUUGUCCCUGACGGUUUUUGACGAUCUCCACCUUCUCAACCCUUCUUACGAACUUAUCAUCACCAAAAUACUCUCCCUCGCCAAACCAGCUCGUACUCGACUGAUCGGUCUCUCCUCUUCUCUAAUUGACCCUACGUCUUUAGCAGAUUGGUUGAGUGUCGACACUGCAUUUAGGUUCAAUUUUCUCCCCCGUGACCGUGGGAUAUCUCUUUCGGUCCAUACCAAGACUUUCACCAUCCCUCAUUCGACCACGUUACUCAAAACGAUGGUCAAACCGACAUACGAUAUCCUCAAAUCUUCACCUGGACAAGCUAUCAUCUUCAUCCCUUCCCGUCCCAUGUGUCGUGUCAUAGCGACGGAUCUAGUCAGACAAUCCGGUACAGAGAUGGAUCUCAACGGUUUUCUUUCCGUCCCUCGUGAAGCUGUCGAACCUUACGCUCAACGAAUACGAGACACCAAUCUGUACGAACCUCUUUUACAUGGGAUAGGAUAUGUCAUACCUGAUAUGUCAGGGAAAGACUUGGAAAUGGUUUUUGAACUUUUCGUCAGUGGAUUGAUCAAAGCUUUGUUGGUUCCACGUGAAAUGGCAUGGAAACUUCCUGUAAGAAGUACGGUUGUGAUCCUCCUCAGUGCUCAAUAUGUGGAAUACGACCGAAUUUCAAACGAACAAAGAGUGGUCAAUUAUUCUCCUGUGGAAUUGGUCAAAAUGCAAGGUCACGCGAUUCCUUCUCCUUUCCCUAUUGGGGGAGAAAGUAAAAUGUUCAUUAUGUGUCAACAAGAACAAUCUUUAUUUAUCAAUCGUAUCCUCUCUUCUGGUCUUCCACUAGAAUCAUUUAUUCCAUCUUUGUUAAAAGGUGAGCGAUCGGAAAGUGAAGAAACAGAAUUGAAGAAUUUACUCAAACCUCGUCCACCACCUUUGAGAGUUCAAGCGAAUUUAUCAAAGAGGAUAGAUUUAAGAAAAAGAGAUAUGAUGGAUUUAUUGGGUUGGACAUAUCUUGCUGAUAGGAUAAAAGCUAAUCCGAGUUAUUAUGAUGUGGGAAAUGGAGAACCAGAGAGGGUGGUGAGUGAUUGGAUUGAUAGAUGGUUUGUCAUCCGGAGAGCGAAAGGGGAAGAGGGGGAUGGGAUGACUAGUUCUGGAAGUGGAGGGAAGGGGAAGGGGAAAGGGAAUGGGAAGAUUAAUGGGGGUGAAGGGAAAGAGAAUGGGAUGACAAGUGAACAGACUUCGGAGGAAAUUGAUGAUGUAGAGGAUAGUGAGAUGGAUGUGACGGUGGAAGAUAGAGAUCAUGAUGAUAGUGGGAUUGGUACUUGAGCUUCUUAGUUCGAACGACCUGAGAUGUCAUACUUUCAAGCUCCCAUUACAUAUAGGGCUCGUAUUAUAUUCAGCAUGAUAAUAUAGCAUAAACAUCAUUCA